Prunus avium (sweet cherry) is the source of this 1509-nucleotide messenger RNA. RefSeq lists its product as uncharacterized. NCBI's taxonomy places the organism in Eukaryota, Viridiplantae, Streptophyta, Magnoliopsida, Rosales, Rosaceae. The record is from RefSeq and is a predicted model, not a curated record.
CUGAACGACUGACCAUCAUAAUCUGAAGAAUUUGUCCACAAAAAAAAAAUCAUAAUCUGAAGAAAUGAAUGCGAUUCCCACGACAGCCGAAAUGGUCAGAUCCGAGAACCCAAAAGAUGUCUACUGGAGUGGACCCGACAAUCGAACACCCAACCCAAUAGGCCCAUGCUGGCCCUUCCUUCUGCUUUGCUGACUAUAAAUUGUUUUCAUGUUCGAACCCAACAAUUCACACUACGAAACAGUGAAGAAACCUGACAGCGGCAAUGGCGAGAUCAAGAAAAACCAAGCGCGAACGACCCGAAACUUCAUCUUCUUCCCAAAACGAUAAACAGCUAAUACUGAAGUGUAAGCCAACAAAGCACAUUGAUGCUGCAGUUUGGUUGAACACAAGAGAGAAGCAGCAAAACAAGGGAAACAACCAUUUUUCUCUAGAAAUGAUGAAUUCUAAUUCGACCACGAGAAAACGAGGAAGGGGUCUCAAUAAACGAUUUUGGACAACCAAGGAGGAUUCUGCAUUAGUCGAAUCAUUGCAAGAAUUAUAUCAUGACACCAGCUGGCGAGACGAUAAUGGUUUCAAAAAUGGUUACUUAGGCCAUAUAGAGGCUAUGCUGGAAUUUAAACUGCCGGGUUGUGGAAUACAUGCGUCUCCUCACAUUGAAUCACGAGUUAAGACGUUGAAGAAAAAAUAUUCUGCCUUAUGUGAGAUGUUAGCUCAAAAUGGUUUUGGUUGGGAUGACGAACAAAUGAUGCUGGUUUGUGAUAGAAGAGUAUAUGAUGAAUGGGUGAAGAAAAGAAAGGAGGCAAGUGGAUUGUAUGGGAGAUCAUUUCCAUUCUACUAUAUAUUUGGUGAGAUAUAUGGAAAGGGUCGUCCCAUUGGUGCAAAUGUUGGCAAUGCUGAUGAUGAAGAAGAGGAAAUUAGACGGGAGGAUGCAAACAUUGAUCAAACUCUAGGUGGAGACAAUGAUUUUGACGAAAAUGUGAAUCUGAAUGUUGAUAAGAAUAUGGAAUCAGAGUCUGAAGGGAUGGAAGAGUUUGAUGUAUCAUUUAGUAGCCAACAACGAAGACCUGCACAAAGUUCCCCAAGUGUUUCAGGUCAUGGACGCAGGGUGAAAGCAAAGGUAAUGGAGGAGGUAAGGAAGGGUUUCGGGAGUAUGGCAGCUUCCAUAGAAGCAAUGUCAUCAAAGAUUGAUGUUCUGAUUAAAAUUCUUUCACCUGAUAAGAAAGUGGGUGAAUUGCAAGCUAAACUUGACGGUGAGUUGAGCAAAAUUGAAGGUCUUACUGGGUUGCAAGUCUUUCGAGCCACAAAUAUUUUGGCCACCAAUCAUGACCUGCUGAGAGUGUUUUUCACCAUGUCUGAGGAAAGGAAAAAGAUAUAUGUUACAAAUCUGCUAGAGUAUGGCUUAUGAUUGAAAAUCAUGUUCUCAUUUUUUUAAAAAUGAUUCUAGCCAAAUGUAAAUAAUAUUUUGCUAUGAACUAUAUGAUCAUAACUUUACUGUGGUUAAUUAUUAA